Messenger RNA from Amphiprion ocellaris (clown anemonefish), 2612 nucleotides. It is a transcript of the gene gm2a, whose product is annotated as ganglioside GM2 activator. The record is from RefSeq and is a predicted model, not a curated record. Bases 121 to 714 code for a protein of 197 amino acids. Gene Ontology annotation, molecular function: enzyme activator activity; lipid carrier activity. NCBI's taxonomy places the organism in Eukaryota, Metazoa, Chordata, Actinopteri, Pomacentridae. Gene Ontology annotation, biological process: lipid transport; ganglioside catabolic process. Gene Ontology annotation, cellular component: cytoplasmic side of plasma membrane. The transcript has 4 exons.
GAUCGUAAACACGGAAGUGAAGCAGCAGAGUCGGUGUUUCCUGGUCGGCGGUGGGUUUAACGUCUCUGCCCUGCGGUUUGUCGCUACUACGGUGUGUGUGUCGGUGUGUGAGCCUCCGGGAUGGACGGGUGUGUAACGCUGACGGUGGUCCUGCUCGUCGCUGCGGUUUUAUCUCCGGCGAACUGCGGCUUGUUCCGGCUGAAGAGAGUCAACAAAGCUCAGAUUUUGGGUUUCGACUGGAAGAACUGCGGGCAGCCGGAUGCUCCAGCUGUCCUGAAGAGCUUGAACGUGUCUCCAGACCCGAUCACCAUCCCAGGAGACCUGACGGCCUCCGCAUCUGGAUCCACAUCCGUAGAACUUGCCGCUCCUCUGGCUGUGAAUGUGACUCUGGAGAAGGAGGUGGCCGGUUUCUGGGUGAAGAUUCCCUGUGUGGAGGAGCUGGGCAGCUGCCACUAUCAGGACGGCUGCGAUAUUCUCAACCAGCUGAUCCCACCUGGUCAGGACUGUCCUGAACCGCUGCACACCUACGGCCUGCCCUGCCACUGCCCCUUCAAAGCUGGCUCGUACUCGCUGCCUCAGUCCGACUUCUACCUGCCCUAUGUGGACCUGCCCUACUGGCUGACUAACGGGAACUACCGGGUUCAGGGAGUCCUGGGCAGUGGCGGCAAAGAGCUCGGCUGCCUCAAAGUGGCGCUCUCCAUUCACUCCGACUGAGCCAACAGCAGAAGAAAACAACAGAGAUUAAAGGUUUUUGUCGGUUUGCACAUAAACCUGAUUAAUGUUGGGGGAAAUUAAUGCAAGCGUUGCACAGAGCAGUUUCAUAUUUCAGUAUUUCAUCUCACUUUUAUGCAGUUUUUCACCUCACUGGGAGAGAUUUUGGGGGAAAAUAAUAAAAGAUAGCAAACAUGUUCAAUCCAGUGUAUUACGAUCAUUUCUGUCUUCUCCAGUAUUGGAAAAACUGCAAUUUUUCCAAUUAAAACCCAUCAAAGCUGCAGUUAUUUCAAUUCUUAUGCACCAUGACUGCUUUGUUUUGCCAAACAUUCCGUCACCGCUAAAGUGAGCGUUAAAAUAAUGAGGGAGAAAGAUGUUUCAGUGCUGAAAUGUCCUUUUAUAAAAGACUAAAUUCUUGCACCUUUGUUUUGUUCUGUUCUAACAACAGAAAAUCAGAGGAAAAAAUGUUGCCUUUUCUCAAAAAAUCUCAAAUUUUCUGUAAGUUUUCUUCGUGACUCAAUAGUGUCAAGUUAUGCAGGUUUUCUGCAUACGUUUAGUUUAUUCCCACAAUGUGUUGCUUCUUGUAUGCAGUUGAGUUUUAAUGAGCGGGUAUUUCAUGUGGGGAAGUAAAAUCUACAAGCAGCUAAAGCACAGAGGAAUCAGAUCUCGUCACCAGCAGCACAUUGCUUCAUCUUUAGCUCUAGUUUGUAUAAAUUUACUGCUAAUCCUCAAUGAAACUAGGCUGAUAUUAAUAAAAUGGAAACAUCUAGAGACAGAUUUCUGUAAAAACAAUAUUUCUAUGUUUUCUUUUUGGUCUUAAAAUGAGAGAAUUUUGCCCACAGAAACAUCACUGAAAGAUUAGAGACAUUUUAGUUUUUAUUUUGUACAUUUCCAAAUCUUAAAGACUUAAGGACAUUUUCUUCGCAGCUCUAAAUCGUUGACAAAUCGAUUGCAUGUUUGUUUUUUUUAUUGUUUAUUCUCUUACGAAAGCCAGUUUUAUCAACGCAAAGAAUAUAAACUGCGGAGGCCUUAUCUUGGAAUCGGGAAAUUAACUUGCUUUUUUUAAAGGAAAUAGAUUUAAUCAUGUAUGACAGAGAUGUGUUCUUACACAGCAAUAGGAUGAAAUAAAUAUCCUCUAAAACUGCAAUAAACUUGGCUUCGUAUUAGAAUUAAGCUUAUUUUGCUGCAGCACCAGUAAAAUUUGAUAAAUUCUAGAUUUACCUUUCAGCUUUUUACACUGCUUUGUUGUUUUUUCUUGCAGUUUCUUCAAAAGGCUGCACAGUUUAUACUUUUUUAAGCCAUCCAUUGAUAGUUUUCAAUACAUUUAGUGAUAAACAGCAAAAAUCACUGAAAAAUUCUGCAAAUUUAAUUGUGAACAACCAAGCUCAGCUCAAGGCUGAUGUAUUUUUAUAAGUAUAUUCUGAAUGCAAAGCUCCUGCAAACUGAAAAUCUAAAAUGCAUUAAAUCUUCCAACAGUUUAGUCUUUGUAAAUAAGCAGUUUAAUAUUCUUAAAUAAUGGUAAUGAUAAUGUUCUUCAUACAGUUUUUUGUGGGUUUUUUUUUUUUUUUUUUUUUUUUUAAAUCUGCUGCUGCAAGAAAAAUGCUGUUUUAUGGUUUUUAUCAUUGCAUGUGUCUUUUUUUCCACUGGGUAAAGGGUUUGUUGAUUUCACUUUAUUAUAAUAACUGUUGGUAGCCACCGUAUGAGAGAAUAAUUAGAAUUUUAUUUCAUCAUUUUUUUUUUGUUCAUUGUUACUAAGUGCCUGAUUGUUUCUUUAGGAGCAACGAUGAAAAUUCAUGAUGAAACUUCAGGUAACAAUUGAAAAAUAGUUUGUUUUUUACCAUGAUGAUGAUCACUGUCAUGCUUCACACUGUGUACGAUUUUUAAUAAACUUUGUGCCACGA